Messenger RNA from Daphnia carinata, 3017 nucleotides. Its product is annotated as dynein axonemal intermediate chain 1-like. Lineage: Eukaryota; Metazoa; Arthropoda; Branchiopoda; Diplostraca; Daphniidae. The transcript is spliced from 16 exons. The record is from RefSeq and is a predicted model, not a curated record. Gene Ontology annotation, molecular function: dynein light chain binding; dynein heavy chain binding. The coding region runs from base 162 to 3002 and encodes 946 amino acids. Gene Ontology annotation, cellular component: outer dynein arm. Gene Ontology annotation, biological process: outer dynein arm assembly; cilium movement.
GUUAGGGCCACGUAAUGCUUUGCUGUCAAAAGUAUAACAAAAAAAAAAAGAGGGGAUCAAAACCGGCAGCCUCAAGAAAAAUAAACCUAUUGGCGGGUGGUCAAAGUGAUAGUGGCGUUUAAAUUAGCCAGCAUAACUUCGUUUUAAUAAAUUUACCUACGAUGUUGUUCAUGACAUGGAUUGCCAGAGUAGGGGAUGGUUUACCUCUUGCCGCAUCAAUUCCCGAAGAUGAAGAGUCUGGGAGAGGAGUGCUGGAUUACCAAAACCAGGCCAAGAUGCUGUUCAGAAAAAUGAAUCAGCAGAGUCCUUCCAAAUGCACGAUUGAAACUGGGGCACAUUUCUUCCAUUAUCUUAUUGAUCAAGAUGUCUGCUACCUGGUUCUGUGUGAACAGAGCUAUUCUAAAAAGCUUGCCUUCUCUUUUCUCGAAGAUCUAGCUCAAGAGUUUAGUUCACUCUAUGGAAAAAAGGUCCAGAGUGUGAAUCGUCCAUACAGUUUUAUUGAGUUUGAUACCUACAUUCAGAAGGCAAGAAGAUCGUUUAUGGACUCUAGAACUAGACGUAACUUAACCGCCAUCAACACAGAGCUUCAAGACGUUCAAAGGAUUAUGGUUCGCAACAUCGACGAUGUCCUACAACGAGGCAGUCUACUUUCAGAUCUGGAUAAUAAAGCACAGACGCUGUCACUCAGUUCGCAACGGUACAAGAAAGACGCCAGAAACUUGAACAUGCAAUCGACGUAUGCAAAAAUUGGAGCCGCAGCCAUCGUUUUGCUUGUUUUUGUCCUUUAUUUUUGGCUCCUCGUUAACAGAAUUCGAGCUGCCGAUAAACCAAAUGAUCGCCGUUGGGAAGCACAACAUUACACCUGGAACGUUGACGAUGACGAGGAAAUUCCGGGAACAGUAAGAAUCGUCCUGAGUGCAGCAGAUCCGCAGAGAACAAAGAAUCAGGUGGUGUACAGCAUCCCUGAUCGAUGUUUCAUCCCACUGAUUCCAGAAAAUUCCUCGGUCGAACUCUUUGACCAAACGUCGUCAUCGGUUUACGUCGAACAAACUAACGUUUCAGAUGCUGCCUUUAACCCGGUUGCAGAAAUUCGGCAGGAAGUGGAUACUGGGACAUCGGACGCUGACGAUACAGUCAGUGAAGCUUAUGAUGGCGAUCGUUCGAUCGACACAGCUGCUGCGCCAGGCACUGCUGGUGGCAAUAAUACGAGCAAUCAGGCGUUAGACAGUAGCCGAAGUGAUCAUGGAGCAAUGACGGAAAGAGAAGAAGAUCCAUUGGAAUUACUGACUGGAGCUAAAUCGCUAGUUAAACGUAAAGGAGCAAAAGGAAUCAAUCAUUUCAGCUACUGCGAUCGUGCCACACAGACAACUGUUCCACCCAUAAGAUCGCACGCGAUUCAAACGGAAGCUCCUCCACGUGUCUCUUUUACUGCACUCACGAAUGCAUGGAUUAUUCACGACGCGUAUCGUCAAGAUCUUGCUGCACAGCAGCAGAAGACUCAUCAACAAGCAUUAAUUAAUAAUGCUGUAGAGGCCGUCAAUAAAGGUGUACCAUCCACCACUUCCUCUUCCACAGUUCCAAUAGGUUCUGCUCCGGAUAUAUCUGUAACCGUCACUGCCCCAUCAGCAGCACCGCCAGUUAUUUUUCAACCGACCGGUGAAACAGCAUUGAGUCCAGCGGGUAUCUCUCGUCUCGACGCAACCGCUCACGUUAUUGAACGAAUGCUGAACCAAAAUACCUAUGACGAUAUCGCCCAGGAUUUCAAGUAUUGGGAAGACGCAGCAGAUGAAUAUCGCGAACCAGAAGGAACUCUUAUGCCUCUAUGGCGUUUCACUCCUCCAGCCGCACUUUUGCGAAUGUUUGAAGAGAACGGUUCGAUGCGUAACGCAGUACCUAGUCACAUCACCGCAAUUUGUUGGAAUCCACAUUACAAGGAUCUCUUUGCCAUCGGUCUUGGUUCUCGAGACAAUAUGACAGCAGAAUCGGGAUUGGUUUGCAUAUUUUCGCUUAAAAGUCCCACUCAUCCGGAACGCUCUGUUCAACUGCAAGCAGGCGUUUCUAGCUUGGAUUUUCAUCCGGAAUUCUGGCAGCUGUUGGCUGUCGGCAUGCACGAUGGUCACGUGGCAGUUGUUGAUUUGACAGUGCGGAAGGAUCUCGAAACUUUUUCUAUUACCAAUUUAAUUACCUAUCGAAGUUCAGCAAUGAGAGGGAAACGGACUGUCCCGAUUACUCAGGUGAGCUGGCACGGUGACAUGAGUGACGGCAAUUUACGAUUGUUUUCCAUCUCGAUGGAUGGCUGCCUUUGCUUAUGGCUCUUCGUGCAGGGUGAACUUUAUCCCACAGAAUUAAUUACAUUGCCGUUCCAAGGCGAUAACCGAUUGCAAGAUAACAACUUGGGUGGAAUGGCCUUGACAGCUUCUUGCAGUUGCAUGGCUAUACAUCCAAACCACACAAUGGUUUUGGUUGGAACGGAUCAAGGCCAGUUGUGGCCGGUUAGCAACGAAGGCGAAAUUCUCAACUGGGGACCUGUGAACGCUCACCAAGGUCCCAUUUACACGGUGCAGUGGAAUCCAUUUCACCAUCAGGUUUUUAUUACCUGCGGUACCGACUGGUUAGUUAAAAUAUGGGACCAGCGGGAGAAGGAAGCGCUGGUGGUGAUCACUUUGGGAUCGUUCGUUGAACACUGUGCUUUCUCUCCGUUUAGCUCGACAGCUUUUGCUUGCAUGUCGAGCAACGGGAAAGUGCUCAUCUACGAUUUGAACAUUUGCCUGCACAAACCUUUGUGUAGCCAGCGAAUCACUCCGCAGAGGAGGGCACAGCCAACGACAUUGAGCUUCGCACCUUUCCAUCCGGUCAUUUUGGUUGGCGAUGACAAGGGUCACGUGACGUGUCUCAAAUUGUCCCCUAACCUCAGGAAAAUUAGCCGAGUUCCCGAGAGUUCCCGCGCUAUCGAAGUCGAAAUGGAUAAGCUCGAACGCGUCAUUACCUUAAUGAAAAGAUAGUUUUGCAUUUUUUCU